Messenger RNA from Botrytis fragariae, 1863 nucleotides. RefSeq names its product putative pseudouridylate synthase 3 protein. Gene Ontology annotation, cellular component: nucleus; cytoplasm. Lineage: Eukaryota; Fungi; Ascomycota; Leotiomycetes; Helotiales; Sclerotiniaceae. The transcript is spliced from 2 exons. Bases 1 to 1863 code for a protein of 620 amino acids. Gene Ontology annotation, molecular function: RNA binding; pseudouridine synthase activity. Gene Ontology annotation, biological process: tRNA pseudouridine synthesis; mRNA pseudouridine synthesis. The record is from RefSeq and is a predicted model, not a curated record.
AUGUUCGUCCGGAAACCCUGGAGAAGAGAAGGGCUUUUGAUACCACAGAAGUAUUUACGAGCUUUCUUUACAAAAGAUAAUUGGAUUCCCGACGCAGAGAGAAGUGCAAGAGAGAGAAGAUCGAAGAAGAUGGGGGGAACGACGGAUUAUAGCGAUUGGUCGCAUGAGAAUUUGAUCAAGAGGGUUACUCAAUUAGAGAAGGAGCUUAAAAGCAAUACGAAAAGCGUAACCCCUCUCCCCAAACGAAAUCUCCAGAAACCCCGCCGUGAACGCGAUUUCGACCCCUCCAAAUACAACACUCGACUCAUAGCUCUCAAACUUGCAUAUUUGGGAAAACGAUACAAUGGAUUCGAACAUCAUGCACACCCAACACCUUUGACUACCAUUGAAGAAGAAUUGUGGCAGGCGUUGAAUAAGGCUCGUCUUAUAUUUCCUCAAGGGGUCAAUCCUCUGGCGCCGGGAGAAGUCAAUUGGGAGGGAUGCGAAUAUUCGAAAUGUGGGAGGACGGAUAAGGGUGUUAGUGCUUUUGGACAGGUCAUCGGGAUUAGAGUUAGGAGUAACCGACCACUGCCUAAAUCGAAAGCGAAAUCCACACAAGAAGAAUCUGUAGAGGGAGAAGCUGGUGAAGAGGAAGAUAUGUAUAAUACGUAUCCGAGAGAAAACGGCAUCGAAGUCACGUCCGCGCCGCUAUCCCCAUCUGCAGGCGUCCCAGGACCACAGGGUUCCGAUAGUGGAACGUUCAAUUUGUCGGAUCCGGAGAUUCAGGAAAGUCUUGAUUUUGAUCAUAUCACUGAUGAGAUACCUUAUCCACAAGUUCUCAAUCGUCUUCUACCACCCGAUAUUCGUAUAUUAGCGUGGUGCCCAUCACCACCUGUGGAUUUCUCUGCUCGUUUCUCCUGUCGCGAACGCCGUUAUCGAUAUUUCUUUACUCAGCCUGCGUUUUCUCCUAUUCCUUCUCAGUUGGAACAUGGUACAUCGGCUAGUAAGAUGAAAGACGGAUGGUUAGACAUCGAUGCUAUGAGGGAAGCGGCGAGGUUGUAUGAGGGGUUGCAUGAUUUUAGGAACUUUUGCAAGGUGGAUCCGGGAAAACAAAUCACCAAUUUUGAAAGGAGGAUCUUUUAUGCGAAUAUCGAGGAGGUGGAUGACUACACAAGCUCGCUGGCUUAUGUUAAUGGAAGUUCAUUCCUUGAUGAAUCAGUUCGUUCCAAAAAGGAUGGUGAAAGUAAGGCUCCUAAAGUCUAUACUUUCGACCUUCAUGGUUCGGCAUUCCUUUGGCAUCAAGUACGUCACAUGGUUGCGAUUUUGUUUCUGGUAGGGCAAGGUCUAGAGAAACCUUCUGUGGUAUCGGAAUUAUUGGACGUGGACAAGAAUCCAGGAAGACCUACUUAUGAAAUGGCAACCGAUACUCCUCUUGUUCUCUGGGACUGUAUCUUUCCCCACGAAGAUGACGAGUCUCGAACCGACGCUUUGGAUUGGCAUUACAUAGGCGACUCGCCCGGAUUCUCCGAGGGUAAAUUUGGACAAGCGGGUUUGAUGGAUGAUUUAUGGAAAGUCUGGAGAGAACGUAAAAUCGACUCGAUUCUCGCGGGUGAAUUGAUGGGGAUUGUGAGUCGUCAAGGAGUGGAUGCGAGUGAGCUAAGUGGAGGUAAAGGAGGGAAAGGAAGGAGUCAGAAGGUUUUCGAUGGGAGUGACAGUCCGAGGUUUGCGGGGAAGUAUACAAAGGUUAUGGAUAAGACGAGGAUGGAGACAGUGGAGGUGGUUAAUGAGAGGUAUGUGGUUAGAAAGGGGUUGGUGGCUAAGGAUCAAAAGAAGGGGUUUAAGAGGAUGGAGAAGGAGGGAGAAGGGAAGAAGGAUGGAGAAUAG